Molecule: messenger RNA, 1493 nt
Organism: Microdochium trichocladiopsis
Lineage: Eukaryota; Fungi; Ascomycota; Sordariomycetes; Xylariales; Microdochiaceae
Product: kinase-like domain-containing protein
Exons: 3
Coding region: 286-1455 (389 amino acids)
Source: RefSeq, a predicted model, not a curated record
GCCAUUCUGAGCCAUCUCGACUCAGCCGUUGAGUGGCUGCAACCCCCGUCGUAGCUGAGAUGCCGCCUGUGCAAUGUGCCCUUGAGUUGUUUGUGUAUAUCAAUCAAGCUCGACCGCUCCGUGAGUGCAAUGCCGCAGAGAACCAGCAAGAGGUCAGAACCGGAGUGAUCCAGUUCGUCCAGUGUCAUCAGCGUCACCCGUAGCGACAGACCACUUGCGCAGCAUAUCGGACAGCGUCGCAUCUCUCCCCACAUUGUGCCGUCCCCCGUCAAACGCCCUCUCGCCAUGGCCACGUCUGAGCUUCACAGCCAGGUCGAGGUCCUCGUCAGAAACAGGCUCGAGCCAACACCGUUCGCCGCCUCUGACCUCAAGGAGCUGUCCGGAGGCACGGCCAACUUCAUCUACCGCGCCACGCUCCGCGAGCCACUCCCAGACGGCACCCGCCACGUCCUGGUCAAGCAUGGCGAGGGCUUCGUCAAGAACAGCCCGGGCUUCAAGCUGACAACCUCGAGAUGCCGCAUCGAGCAAGAAUGUCUUGAGACCUUGUCCGAGCUCAAGGUUGUGGGUCAAGCAGACUCGGAUGACGUCUUCAAAUAUGCCGUGCGGACACCGCGGGCUUUGUACUUUGACGCAGAGAGCAACACUCAGGUCCAGGAGUUCUUGUCCGAUGGUAUAGACCUCAAGAGCUACGCCCUGGCCACUUUCUCUCCCCACACACCCGAGUCCCACAAGGCAGAAUGCCAUGCACUGGGGAAGGCCAUCGGUCGAUGGCUACGUGCACUCCAUGACUUGUCGGUUGCUGGCACAAAUCAGCAAGCAGGUCACACGAGAGACCAGUCCGGCUUGGCGGGCCUGGUGGCGGAAAACAUUGAGCUGCAGAAACUAAAGCAUGCCAUCAACUUCGGAUUGCUGCAAGGACAGCCGGACAAGUUCCCAAAGGUGCUUGGCGAUGAUGCAAGGCAGGCAUUCGCCAAAGUACAAGACAUGGCAGCCCAGGAGCUCGAAGACGAGUCUCAGCUUGGGAUCAUACACGGCGACUUUUGGACCGGAAAUAUCCUUCUGCCGAACAAGCCCAUCACGCCAGACCAGGAGGUCCCAGUCUUUGUGGUCGACUGGGAAAUGGCCCAGCUUGGCAAGCGCAACCUCGACCUAGGGCAGAUGAUUGCCGAGCUCUAUGAGCUUUGGCUUUACAAAUCAAUCACCGCAGGCCUGUGGAUCAUAGAAGGAUUCACUGCCGGCUAUGGUGUAGGGACAGCUGAGUUCGCUUUCCGCACGGCGAUCCAGACGGGAGCCCACCUUGUGUGCUUUGGUACUUCUGUACCGGGCUGGGGCACACCGGAGCAGAAUGAAAUGGUUGCAGAGAAGGGAAGGGAUCUCAUCAUGCAUGCAUUGGACAAGGACCGGGGAUGGUUCGAGAAGAGUGAGCUGGCGAGCUUGUUCGGCAAAGUGCAGUGAUCCUUCACCGUUGGCAAUGAAGUUAUCAUUCUGAAUCU